Corythoichthys intestinalis (scribbled pipefish) is the source of this 4255-nucleotide messenger RNA. It is a transcript of the gene irf8, whose product is annotated as interferon regulatory factor 8. Gene Ontology annotation, biological process: immune system process; regulation of transcription by RNA polymerase II. The transcript is spliced from 9 exons. Lineage: Eukaryota; Metazoa; Chordata; Actinopteri; Syngnathiformes; Syngnathidae. Gene Ontology annotation, molecular function: RNA polymerase II cis-regulatory region sequence-specific DNA binding; protein binding; DNA-binding transcription factor activity, RNA polymerase II-specific. Gene Ontology annotation, cellular component: nucleus. The record is from RefSeq and is a predicted model, not a curated record. Bases 112 to 1374 code for a protein of 420 amino acids.
CAUACAAUGUCGAGCCCAUUCACAACAAUAAACUUGACAGGGACGUCUGAGAAGCAAACAUUUAUUAACAUCUCACAUCUCAUCAACGUCUCAUUGUGAGUCAACAACAAGAUGUCAAACUCAGGAGGUCGCAGACUGAAGCAGUGGCUGAUUGAGCAGAUCCAGAGUGGACAGUAUGCUGGGCUCCUGUGGGAGGAUGGAAGCCGAAUUAUGUUUCGAAUUCCAUGGAAACACGCAGGGAAACAGGAUUACAAUCAAGAAAUAGAUGCAUCCAUUUUCAAGGCAUGGGCCGUGUUUAAAGGCAAAUUCAAGGAGGGCGAUAAGGCCGAACCCGCAACUUGGAAGACCAGGCUGCGUUGUGCGCUUAAUAAAAGUCCAGAUUUCGAGGAGGUGACAGAACGCUCUCAGUUGGACAUCUCGGAGCCUUAUAAAGUCUACCGAAUCGUACCUGAGGAUGAGCAGAAACAUGGAAGAAGCUCCAUGCUGUCGGUGGCAACCAUCAGCAGCUCUGGUAACAUGGACUUGGACUGCAGUCCUACAGACAUAGAAGGACUAAUUAAAGAGGAAGAAGGCUGUCGGAUCCAGACAAGUCCCGAGUAUUGGCCACAGACAAGUGCCAACGCCUUCUCACUGCAUCACGAUCCGUUACCGUCUGGCACUUACAGCUCAGCCUUCUCCCAAAUGAUGAUCUUCUUCUAUUACGGAGGCAAAUUGAUGAACAACACAUUGGUCACACAUCCCGAAGGCUGUCGCAUCUCCCCGGCCCAGCAGCACCUAGGGCGCGGUACACCCUACAGCUCGGACAGCAUGCAGAGCGUUUAUUUCCCUCCUGCCGAACUCAUCGAGUUUGAACGGCAGCGCCACGUCACCCAAAAGCUUUUGGGCCACUUGGAGCGAGGGCUUCUCCUGAGGGCCAAUCAGGAGGGCAUUUUCAUCAAGAGGCUAUGUCAGAGCAGAGUUUUCUGGAGUGGUCUGGCUGAUGUGGGCUCACAUUAUAGCCCAGUGCCUUGUAAACUGGAAAGGGAUUCUGUGGUGAAGAUUUUUGACACUGGGAAAUUUCUUCAUGCACUGCAACUGCACCAGGAAGGUCAGCUUCCAGCUCCUGAUCCCACGGUGACGUUGUGUUUUGGAGAGGAGCUUCAUGAUCUCAGCACUGCCAAAAACAAGCUGAUAAUCGUCCAGAUCACGGUGGUGAAGUGUCAGCAGCUGCUGGAAGCGGUGAAUUUGCGGCGCUCGCAGCCGUGCUGCUCCAACAUGGAGAUGUGCGAUGACGUCUCAGCAGAGCAGAUGGCCAACAUCUACCGGGACCUGUGCAGCUACAGUGGUCCCCAGAGGUCUGCCUGCUACAGAGAAAACAUGCCCAUUACCGCCUGAGGGUCAGCAAGAGCGCACAUGCAACUUAUUUGAAAAACUCUUCUAUUCCCUCCAAACUGAGCUUAUUUCCAAAGUUUAAAUCUCCAUUAUUUUGUACAUUGGUGCUAUUUUUGUAUUAUAUACAAAAAUCAACUGGCACUAGCUGACCACAACAUUUGAUAUACCUUCACCAUCUAUGAUCUCAAUUCAACUCAAACCUUUGUACAUCGUUUGCUUCAAAAAAACAUACAGCAGGGGUGUCAAACUCAUCGUUGACACGAGCCACAUUGUGGUUCUGGUUUCCGUCAGAGUGAAAUUUUAUCUGCCCACCCAUAUAAACGUAUGACUGCCUCAUGACUACAUAUACACAACAAAGUCAAUGAUUGGAACACCAAGACUGAAAUUUAGGGUUGGAAGUAGAAAGCUGGUAUAAAUCGAUUGGCAUUUUCAUUCAUUUUCACUAUAUUACUGAUAAAUACAGUAGUUAAGCAGUUCAUUCAUACAUUAUUGCCAACAACUGUGCUUAAAGGGGAAGUUCAGAAUUUUUGACAUUAGGCUUCAAAUUAGCGAGGGUUUAAUUAGUCAGUGGAGUUGGUUUCAACAAAUUCCGUGCAGUUUGUUAGUUAUUUGUUAGUUUCAGGGCUCCGGAGUGGCUAAGCUAGUGCGAGUCAAUGGGUUUUGCUAACAUGCCAAUUAAAAACGAUAUUAACAGAUCUAACAGUUCAAACAAAGCCAUGUCGUGGUCAAAGACUUAACACUACAGGGCGUCAGGGUGAAAUCAGCGGUGAAAAAAGCGAUGUGACGUCACUCCAUCCUGCUUCCCUAAACAGCCUGUUCCCUGCAGAGCUGCUGGAUUACAAACGUUGCUGUUCAUACUUCAAUUAUUGACAUGCAAUGGUAAGUUUUAAUAACUUUAUCUUGAAAACAGAGCCAACAGUAUUGAUUGCAUGGGUCAUCGGCGAUUCUCAUGCAUGCACAUGUUGUUUUUUUAUUGGCACGGAAUUUGUUGAAACCAUCUCCACCAACUAAUUAAACCCCGCUAACUCGAAGAUUAAGCCUAAUGUCAAAAAAUUCUGAACCACCCCAUUAAGUGUGGAGCAGAGUUUUGUCAGCUAACAAAAUUAUUUUAGAAUAAUAAUAUCAAUAAAUCAAGGGUGUAGGUUUGGGCUCAACAUGAGUAAGGACGAUAUAACAGCAUAACAUGCAUGUACACUUUUUGCUGGGGAAGGGACAUUAAUAAGACCAAACAGAUUGGGUAAACGGGGGUCAGGGCAACAUUUUUCACGAAUAUGAACUUAAUUAAUUGAUAGGCUAACUGAUCAUUGCAAAAUAAAUCUUUAUUGAGUUAUAACAGUGCUUCUCAAUUAUUUUCUGUAACGCCCCUCAUAGGCGCUCAUGUGCUGGUCCUCAUGGUCAACACAGUUUUCAAAAAACAACCGCUUUUGUCCACCAGCAUCACUAAAAUCGACCAAAACUGAAAAGUUACCAAGUGUUGCUUUAAGACCACAUAAACAAACCAAAAAAAAAAAAAAAAAAGGGUAGAAGGGGGUAAACCUCGGAUCAAUACAUUUCUCACAGUUUAAUUAACGUUAACAGCAGAAAAUUCAUACAAAGUGGAGGACACUUCCCUCUAAACAGCUUCCUACUCGAGUUUUAUAGGUUAGCAAAUUCACACAGUUUAAUGUUAUGCAAACUCUGAUGCAGGUUGUAGCAAAAUUUCCAUAGCAAAAUUAGUGAUGUGUUCCCCACCUCCAUAACAGUGACAUCUUAUUUACAUUACUUAGAGUGGCUGCUGCUGGCUGAAAAUCUUUGAAGGGGGCGGAUAAGGCGGCAUGUUGGUGACAUGUAUUUUUGUCGGGUCAGUGGAUGGGUGCGGGGUGUGUCAUCAGCCAAUCAAAUGUGAGUUUGGGGGGGGGGGUGGACUAGCACGUUCAGCAAGUGAAAAAGGGGUAAAUAUAAGUCUGAACAUAAUGAAAAUAAUUCACUUAAUGGUUGGGUCAAUUGUAUCCUUACAACAGAUGGGAAGGCAAUCUAAAUUACCUAUAUAACUGAACUCAUUAUAAAAUGCAACUAAGAUUGCUUAAAAGUUGGUGGGGACAAUUUGAGAAUCCUGAAAAGUUGGUAGUGUUAUGUCCCUACCGUCCCUAUGCAAACCUACGCCCUUGCAAUAAAUGUAAAAAUCCUCAAAGUUACUGAUUGCACUGGUGGAAGUAGAUGAAAAAUGGUCUUACACAAUUUAUUAUUUUAGGGGUUUAAAGAGCAGUCAGGAGGUGUGGUAUCUGCUUUUGUUAGUCAUUCUUUUUUUUAAAAAACUGAUGCCUUGUUUUCAAAAUUAGAAGCAAGUAAAAUUGUUCCAUUCAAGAACGAUUCCAUUGAUUUUAAAACAUGUACUGGUAAAAAAUGCUUACAAUAUCUCAAUGUUUUUGAAAGUGCUGACAAUUUGAAAAGUUGCUAUUUUAGCAAAAAACCAUGAAGCUCCUGCGCAUGGUUUGCUUUUACGGCCACACAAAAUCAUGUGGCGGACCGCUUAUGUCCUCCAGACCUUGAGUUUGACACCUUUGUUUGAUAAUAGAGAUAAUAAUAAUAAUAGAUAAGAUGGAUAAUAAUAAUGUUCACAUUUGAAUUUUAGAGAACCAAUCCUUCAACAAUGUUUGAAGAGUUGUGUGAAAUGCACUUUGUAUAUAUAAUUUAAACUUGAUUUCAGCUCAUUUAAACUGCCCCAAAAGUCCACCCUGUUUUACCAAUGGGGCGAUGUGUGACACACAUUCGUUUCAAUAUUUUAAAGAAUUCAUGGUCCUUACUACUGUGCUCUGAAUGUAAAACUUAUUUGGAGAAUUAACCAAAUUUUAUUGCUGUGAUUUAAUGGCAUAUUAGAGAUAGGUUUUACUAUCAUUAUGCUUUU